CUCACUCUUCACUAUCCUUCCUCAACUGUGUCUCUCCCUCAAAUCUUAAACUUUCAAUAAAACCAAAAAUCCUGUCAAUCUUGUAAAUCUAAAACUUUGUCUUCGUAAAGAUGGCGGAAACUUCUAGUACAAAGCUGAUCGUUGAAGUCUGCAACGCCAAGAAUUUGAUGCCAAAAGACGGUCAAGGGACUGCUAGUGCGUACGCGAUUGUGGACUUCGAUGGGCAGAGAAGAAGAACGAAGACUAAGUUCAGAGAUCUGAAUCCACAGUGGGAUGAGAGACUUGAGUUUCUUGUCCAUGAUACAGACUCUAUGGCUGCAGAAAUGUUGGAGAUAAAUCUCUAUAACGAUAAGAAGACUGGCAAAAGAAGUACGUUUCUUGGAAAAGUAAAGAUUCCUGGUUCUUCUUUUGUAAAAACUGGAUCGGAGACUCUUGUUUACUAUCCAUUGGAAAAGCGAAGUGUGUUUUCCCAGAUCAAGGGAGAGAUCGGGCUUAAAGUUUUCUACAUAGAUGAAGAUCCUCCGGCGGCGGAUGCAUCUGCAGAGGCCGCGGCACAGAAAUCGGCUGAAGAGAAGCCGCCGGAGGAGAAAAAAGAAGAAAAAGCUGAGGAUAAAAAGGAAGAGAAAUCUGAGGAGAAGAAAGAUGACGAGAAACCUAAAGAGGAAGAAAAAACUAAAGAUGAUAAGCGGCCGGAGGAGACUCCUAAACCAGCAGAGGCACCUCCUCCACCGGUGGAAGUAGAGAAUCCGCCGUUGGCUCAUGCUGAUAAACCGAGCUACACCAAAGCUAAGACGACGGUAGAUAUGGUAUCAAAAACACAGGAUCUUCACCUCAAUGACCAUGAACUUCGCUCAUUGGCCAGCGAUCGGAGCCGCAGCGCUUACGAUCUCGUUGAUCGCAUGCCCUUUUUAUACGUCCGUGUUGUGAAGGCUAAAAGAGCUAGUGCCGAAUCCAACGGUCCGUCAUACGCUAAGCUCGUGAUCGGCACUCACAGUAUCAAAACCAAGAGCCAGAGUGAUAAAGAUUGGGACCAAGUUUUUGCUUUUGAUAAAGAAGGUUUAAAUUCCAGUUCAUUGGAGGUUUCAGUCUGGACGGAAGAGAAGAAAGAAAACGAAGAGUGUGUUGAGAAUUGCUUGGGAACAGUAUCUUUUGAUCUGCAAGAGGUGCCAAAGAGAGUCCCGCCAGACAGUCCCCUGGCUCCCCAAUGGUAUAGCUUAGAAUCAGAAAAUUCGCGUGGAAAUGACGUCAUGCUAGCCGUCUGGAUCGGAACUCAGGCUGACGAAGCCUUCCAGGAGGCUUGGCAGGCGGAUUCCGGCGGGUUGAUACCGGAGACCCGAGCUAAGGUGUACUUGUCUCCUAAACUUUGGUAUUUGAGACUAACGGUUAUCCAAACCCAGGAUUUGCAACUUGGUUCGGGAUCCGAGCCUAAGGUUAGGAGUCUUGAACUUUAUGUCAAAGGUCAACUCGGAGCUCAAGUUUUUAAAACGGCUCGGACCUCAGUUGGGCUGUCACCAUCCAGCUCAGCAAACCCGACUUGGAAUGAAGAUUUGGUUUUUGUAGCUGCUGAGCCGUUUGAGCCAUUUUUAGUGGUGACUUUGGAGGAUGUUACAAAUGGUCGUGCGGUGGGCCAUGCCAAAAUACAAAUGUCAAGUGUCGAACGGCGGAUUGAUGAUCGGGCAGAACCAAAAUCAAGAUGGUUCAAUUUGGUUGGUGACGAGAACAAACCAUACGCAGGAAGAAUACAUGUGAGAGUAUGUUUAGAAGGUGGCUACCACGUGUUAGAUGAAGCAGCUCAUGUGACCAGUGAUGUUCGAGCCGCUGCUAAACAAUUAGCAAAGUCUCCAAUCGGGUUACUUGAGGUAGGGAUUCGCGGAGCCACCAAUUUGCUUCCAGUCAAGACUAAGGAUGGUACCCGUGGCACCACUGAUGCUUAUGUGGUGGCUAAAUAUGGACCCAAGUGGGUCCGUACCCGUACGAUCCUUGAUCGGUUUAAUCCACGGUGGAAUGAGCAAUACACAUGGGAUGUAUAUGAUCCUUGUACUGUACUAACAAUUGGCAUGUUUGACAAUGGAAGGUACAAGCAUGAUGAAGCAGGGAAGCCAGGAAAGGAUAUUCGUGUUGGAAAAAUACGUGUACGGCUCUCAACACUUGAUACAAAUCGUGUGUACCUAAAUUCGUAUUCUCUCACUGUACUGUUACCUGGUGGGGCCAAGAAAAUGGGAGAGAUAGAGAUAGCCGUCAGAUUUUCUUGCCCAUCAUGGCUAAGUCUCAUCCAAGCAUACACUACCCCAAUGCUACCAAGACUGCACUAUCUUCGUCCGCUGAGUCCACCCCAACAAGACUUACUGCGCCACACAGCUAUGCGCAUAGUGACGGCUCGGCUAGCUAGGUCCGAGCCGCCAUUAGGACAAGAAGUUGUUCAGUAUAUGAUAGAUUCAGACACACACGUGUGGAGCAUGAGGAGAAGUAAAGCUAAUUGGUUCCGGGUAGUAGGCUGUUUGACACGUGCCGCAUCUUUGGCACGAUGGUUGGAUGGAAUCCGUUCGUGGGUGCACCCACCCACAACAAUUUUAGUGCACGUGCUACUUAUAGCAAUUGUGUUAUGUCCACAUCUAUUGCUGCCCACCGUAUUCAUGUACGCCUUUUUAAUGAUAGCAUUACGAUUCCGUUGUCGCCAACGUGGCCCACUCAACAUGGACCCGAGGCUCUCUUACGUAGACGUGGUGGGUCCCGAUGAGCUUGAUGAGGAAUUUGAUGGAUUCCCCACCACACGAUCACCAGAUGUGAUCCGUAUCCGAUACGAUCGGUUACGGGCCUUAGCGGGGCGGGCACAGACACUGUUAGGUGACGUGGCAGCCCUAGGAGAACGUUUGGAGGCGUUGUGUAACUGGAGGGAUCCAAGAGCCACAGGGAUGUUUGUUGCAUUUUGCUUGAUAGCUUCACUGAUGUCUUAUGUGGUGCCGUUUAAGGUGUUUGUGUUGGGAUGUGGCUUCUAUUACCUGCGCCACCCGAGGUUCCGAGACGACAUGCCGUCUGUGCCGAUGAAUUUUGUCCGGCGACUACCGUCGCUUUCCGAUCAAAUUCUGUAGAUUCACGGUUGCUCUGUGAAGUGCGCGUGGGUGGAUGUGUUAUUUAUUUGUCCUUUAAUUUUUUAGUCUGAAGUUACCGUUGUUGUGUGUGGGCCAACUUUAGUUCAUGCCUUUAACCGUGUGUUUCUCUGUUGGAAUGAAUUUUAAAUGUUGGGCAAGGUGACCGUUAAGAGGAGCGUAGAGAUUUUGCAUUUUCACAUUCCAAUGAAAAAGUAAAUUUUUUA
This is a messenger RNA of Mangifera indica (mango), 3313 nucleotides long. RefSeq names its product FT-interacting protein 7. Lineage: Eukaryota; Viridiplantae; Streptophyta; Magnoliopsida; Sapindales; Anacardiaceae. The coding region runs from base 111 to 3089 and encodes 992 amino acids. The record is from RefSeq and is a predicted model, not a curated record. The transcript has a single exon.